CCAAUUACCGUCGGAGUGGAAUGUCUAUAAAUUAAGCCAAACUAUUUAAUUGUAGGUGGAGGAAGUUAAGGAUAAAUGAGGGAAUUAAGUUAAAUGGACAUAUCGAAUGUGUCAGCUUAGUUGGCUUUUCUCCUAAUUGUAAAUUAUUAGCCUCUUGCAGUAAGAUCAUUGCAUUUUUAUAUGGGAUGUAAGAACAGGAAAAAUAAAAUCUAUAUUUUUAGUAGAGAGGGAUGUAAUAUCAAUAAGCUUCUCCCCUAAUAAUAAGACAUUAGCUUUAAGCAAUGGAAAUUUUGUUAAUUUAUGGAAUCUUAACUGGGAAAUAAAUAUCAAAAAUAAUUGGUCAUAUCAACCUUACCUAUUCUCAUCAAAAUUUUCAAAAGGGAGAAAAUUAAAGAUGUAUCAUAAAAUUUAAAUCAAUUGCAUGUCGAAUAGGAAAUAUUAUCAGAAGAAAGGCUCCAAGAUGGAAAGAGUAGCUUUAAGAGAAUAACAGAUGUUCUCAAAACAAUUAAUAAUCAUGAAUUUAAUCAACAGAAUUACUCUUUAUAUAAAUAUCAAUAAAUUAAAUAGGAUCUGAUCACAAAAAUAUGCUAAAAAAAUAAUCCUUGA
Messenger RNA from Paramecium tetraurelia, 606 nucleotides. RefSeq lists its product as uncharacterized. The annotation marks the transcript as partial. Lineage: Eukaryota; Ciliophora; Oligohymenophorea; Peniculida; Parameciidae. The transcript is spliced from 2 exons. The record is from RefSeq and is a predicted model, not a curated record.